Osmia bicornis bicornis is the source of this 7267-nucleotide messenger RNA. RefSeq names its product neuroligin-1-like. Gene Ontology annotation, cellular component: postsynaptic membrane; cell surface; synapse. The record is from RefSeq and is a predicted model, not a curated record. The coding region runs from base 1545 to 4607 and encodes 1020 amino acids. Gene Ontology annotation, molecular function: neurexin family protein binding; signaling receptor activity. The transcript has 8 exons. Lineage: Eukaryota; Metazoa; Arthropoda; Insecta; Hymenoptera; Megachilidae. Gene Ontology annotation, biological process: modulation of chemical synaptic transmission; neuron cell-cell adhesion; chemical synaptic transmission.
ACCGACGGCAGCAUCAUCAUCAGCAGCAGCAGCAGCACCAGCAGCACCAGCACCGCCACCUCCAUGGAGGUCGCGCGGUUGGCCGUCAGUAAAGCCCGGGACAGACUGCCGAUCGCGUGCACGGAGGGUGCGGGUCGUCCUUGGGGAUUGGUCUUCGGGAUCGGGUUUGGUCGGUCGGUUGGUUGAUUGUUCGGUUAUAGCAGAACGAUCGUAUGCGAUUCAUCCACCCCCACCUCGGAGUGUCCAUUUCUUGUUUUCCUCUCGAUGUCGCCGGGAAUUUUGUGAACCGUCUCGCGAGACGAACAACGUCGUCAUGAGAUCCGCACGAGAGUAGUGAAAGCUUGAGGAAGAGGGAGCACGAGAUGAAGACACCUCGUGGUUAGUGGUUGGUGCGAGGGUGCAGGUGGUGGAGUGAUGGACGAGUUUGUUCGCGAACCGAUCAGACGGACGGAGUUAACCUGCACGAGUGCCGUGUGAACUAAGCCAAAGUUGGGUCGUGGCAAUGAUCUGUCGUGUUCCUUUCGUUUCGUUUGCAACAAUGUGCUGGCUUUAUCCGAUCUCUCGAACUGGACCAAUGGGUGACACGGUGUCGUGCUGUCGGAUUUGCAACGCGGUCCGUUGAUUGAAGCCGGCUAUCCUGGCAUUCUCUGUGCUGAUCCUCGUGGAGUUUCAGAAAGUUUCAGACACGAAAAGUGCGGCCAAGACAGCUGCGCGACGAAGAAUAAAUCAACUAUCACCAUAAGAACAGAACUAAGGAAUUGAUUAAUAGAUAACGAUAUACCAUAAACGAUCCCAAGAACUGCCAGUAUCUUCGAGCCUGCAUAAAGUACUUGGAAACUAUUUCCCUCCGGGCUGUGCGAAGCAUAGUCAAAGCAGCUAGAACUCGCUAGAAACCCUGUAAGCCGUUGGUCACCUAAGGGCUGGCACUACGGUAUACAUCGAUACCCUCUUUGCCGAUGCUUCCCUUAAAAUUAUUCGCUGACGUCGAUUUCAGCUCGUCGUUCAUCGAACGAACGACGAACGGUACGAUAAACGAAGACGAGUUCCCGGAAACGCGGACACUCGUUCCUGUCCACGUACGUCCUCGAGGAUGGAACUGAGAGCUUUAAAGUCGAUCAGCGCGUUAGCACCGAUAUCUCGCGGGUUCACGGUGAACGGUUUAACGAUCGAGAACGGAGAAACGACGAAGAAGUGUGGCCUGUACGCGUAUUGGCAGCCGGUUAGGGAUAAAGUGUGCGGAGAGAUUAAGAAUCGGGAGGGCAGGCAGCUGGAAUAUCGGAAAUCGAAGGGUGCGGUGAAGAGAGAGAGAGUAUCUGGGAUAACGAUUGAAAGUUUGAAGAAGCGAGCGAGAUCAAAGGAGAGAAAAGCGACGGAAGGUUCGAAGGAAGAUACGGCGGAGAGGAAUAAGAGAGUAGGAAACAGUUUCGCGAGGAAAGAUCAAGGUGAAAGAAGAGAAGGAAUAGAAGUAGAAGAGGGAGGUCCUUUAGUAGGAGGGCCCCACAGAUGCGGGGCCCGGAGGGGCCAGUCCGCGGCGGCGUGACGCGAUGCGGACGUCCUCCUCCUCAUCUCCGAGGAAGAGGAAGAGGAAAAACCUCUCGCCUCUUUACCCUAUCGAAGGGUUACCACCCUUGGACAAUAGUUUCGAACGAUCGUUUAUCUUCCACGAUGCUCACGAGCGUCUCGACGCUGUCCGAUAUUCUACACCGGUCUACCAGCGGUGCCUUUGGCCGGAAACGAACGGUUACGAGAAACGGCGCGGCUCUAUCGAGAUCCGGGUUCAUUUAUCGGGAAACGAGAAUGUUUGUCAGAGGGAAAGGGGACCGUGCGGUAUCUGUGGUAACGAAAGUGCGAGCAGAAGAACAAGUGAAAGAUGUGAUGAAGAUCGAGGGGGAGAGGUUGUCGAACAACGCGUCGACAGAACAGACAGAUCGAAAAAGUGUUUGGCGACGAUCGUCGUGUUUCUCGGACUUUUGUGCGGACAUUGGUGCUCCGUCGGGGCGGAGGCUCUCGCGGGUAGCCAGAAGUACAGCACCAGGACGGUCAGGACGAGGUACGGAACUUUGCGGGGCGUCGAAGCCAGGUCGUCGACCUCCGUCGAGACUUACUAUGGUGUACCAUACGCCACGCCACCCGUUGGAGCGUUGCGAUACAUGCCACCGGUCACACCGACCCCGUGGCGCGGUACCAAACUGGCGGACACCAUGCCACCUGCGUGCCCCCAAAAACCACCGGAACCGGAUUCCAGUCAGCCACGGAUCAGACGCGCUUACCUCGAGAGGCUAGCGCCGUUGCUGGCCAACCAGAGCGAAGACUGCCUAUAUUUGAACCUCUUUGUGCCCAAACCCCCUCAUGGUAGUACCCCAGACUUGUUACCAGCUCUUCUUCUUAUUCAUGGUGAUUCCUAUUCGUGGGGUGCUGGAAAUUCUUUUGAUGGGACUGCAUUGGCUGCUUAUGGACGCCUUAUCGUCGUUUCGAUUAAUUUUCGUCUCGGUGUACUCGGCUUUCUUAAAACUGGCCCAAAGGGGAGCGCGCAAGGAAAUUAUGGGUUGAUGGAUUUGGUGGCAGGACUUCACUGGUUGCACGAAAACCUUGGUGCUUUUGGCGGCGAUCCUGAUCGAUUGACGCUCUUUGGCCAUGGAACCGGAGCUGCGCUCGCCAAUUUUUUAGCCGUUUCACCCAUGGCGAAAGAGCUAGUCGAGAGGGUGGUUUUACUUGGCGGUUCGGCUCUGUCACCCUGGGCCAUACAGCGUGAUCCUUUAAUGGUAAAACGUCUUGUCGCUGAUCAGACCGGAUGUCCCGGUGACGUUGAGGCUGACGAUAUCGCACCGUGCCUUCGUUUGCGGAAUUUAGAAGAGCUUCUCGCCGUGCAGUUGCAACCGCCGAGAUUCACUUCUGGAUUUGCUCCUUUCGUCGAUGGAGCGGUUAUGCCACCACCGAUCAAUCAGAAUUUCCAGCCCACUGCCUCGUCGUCGGGACUGAUGCCCUUGAUGCCUGGACCUGGCACCGAGUUCGCCAAUUUCGCCGAUCGGGAUUUGCUGCUCGGUUUAACGUCCGAGGAAGCUUGGGUUAAUCUCACCGACGAAGAUUUAAUGAACGGCUUAAACGAGACGAGGAGGGAUCGUAUUCUGCGGACCUACGUGCGAAACACCUAUCGUUACCACCUUCACGAGAUCUACUCGACCCUCCGUAAUGAGUACACAGAUUGGGAGAGAGGCGAACAGAGUCCAUUGGCGAUCUGCGAGGGUCUUCUGUCUCUCCUCGGGGACGGUCAAGUUGCCGCGCCUCUUUUAAGGCUGGCACUGCUGCACUCAGCCUCCGGGGGACGUGGUUAUUUCCUGCAUUUCCAGCUUGGCGAUCGACCAAGCCAGAGGGGCGAGGAGGUACCUUAUCUCUUGGGGAUACCUCUUCUUCGUGGAGAGGUCGUGUCCGUUUUGUUCGCCCCGACCAAUUACACUCUGGUCGAUGAGAACCUGUCUAAACUACUGGUCCACUACUUGGCGAACUUCGUGAGACGCGGGGAUCCGAACGGCGUCAGCCCGUUGACAUCGGGAUCCGAUGGGCUACCGAACAGUCCGCCGUUCUGGGAUUCGUACGAUUCAAUAAAUCAGUUGUACCUGGAGGCUGGUCGUAGUACGGAAAUGCGGUCGCAUUACAGGGGCCACAAGAUGUCCCUGUGGCUGAAUCUGUUACCGCAGCUACAUCGACCCGGCUACGAGAUCAGCAUGCGUCACCAUCACCUGGCCGAAAGUCCCAGCCUCUACGAAGGCGCGGUACGUCCGCAGACCAUGGCGCUUCCGCUACCAGCGCCCCCGCUUCCGGUGCCAUCGCCCACCGAGCCGUCGUCAGUAUCGAGCGCGAUAUCGACCACCGAGUGCACACCGAACGCAACUGUUGCCACGACACUGGCGACUACCACGAGGACGAUGCAGCACUCGAACCUGGGCCCAGGACCCAAUAACCUCCUUAGGAAAUUAGCGUCCAGUCAUUAUCAGAGCUACACCACGGCUUUGACGGUCACCAUAGCCGUCGGCGUGUUUCUGUUGCUACUGAACAUCCUCAUUUUCGCGGGGAUUUAUCAUCAGAGAGACAGAAACGCCACGAACGCUGCUGGAGGAUUAUCAUCCGCUUUCGGGGAUAAGAAGAAAGAGGAAUUAUUGGAAGCUGGAUGUUCCGGGAUCGAGAUGUCCUCCGGAAAACAAAGACUACCAUCGUUGAACCUGAUGGACUCGCCCUCUUCGAGUCCACCGGCUCACAAAACGAAACUGGCCCAAGAGCUCGAGCUACAAUUGCAAGAGUUUCAGUGUUCACCACCUCCCGGUGGAGGCAAGAGGAUACUCGAGCCACCGUUGUACAGUAGAAGUCCCUGUGUCCAAAGAACCCGCACACCGUCGCCCUGCGUCGACGCGACCACCGCAAGGAUGGACGACGACGACGAAGACGGGGACAGCAGCAGCGACGAUAACGACGACGAGAAUCUCCCGGACCCCCCGCCGCCACCCAAGGCUCCGGCGCCCAACGUGGGUUUGUCUUGUCCAGGUAUUCUUCGACAACCCGGGACACCCGGCAGUGCCAAGAAACGUGUUCAAAUCCAGGAGAUCUCUGUUUGAAAAUGUUUCCACCCACACACACACACACACACACAUCCACACCAAGUUUAUUUACUUCGAUCAGCGCUACUGCUGGCAGUGCGCGGUUCGAAUGCUUCAAUCUCUCGAUUUGGAUCAGGAAUUAGAAUUCAGCCAGUUGUUAAGAACGUCAUGCCAUGGAUUUGAGAAGUUUUUAAGAAAGAUGCCUGUGGAUCUAGAAAUGCGUUCAAAGGGCAAUCGAUAAACAAGAAGAAGAAAACAGUAUUAUUCAGAGAAGAAAGUCUGUGCUUAUGGUUUAUUAGAAUCUUGUCCGGAGAAGAAAAUUCAUCAUCGAAGAUUUACUCUAUUUAGUAGCCAUAGAAGAGCCGGGGAUCACUGUCAACUACGUAAAAUUAAAAACAGAAAAUUAUUGAAAUCUGUGCACAAAUCGAUGGCCUUAAUGAAAUUUGGUGCUCGAAGACACAGUAGGUGGGUACAUACACGAAAUCCGAGUGCAAAUAUUUUACAGUGUAAUCCUACAGGAAGAUCCCUAGGGACGAGCCCGAGGAGCGAGUAUCUCCUAUUCGAAAGAAAUUUUUUCGCCCACGAUUUUAUUGAUUGUUAAUCGCGUGGAAGUGUUUGAUACGUUCGAAGUUAUCGUGAAGACAGACACCGAUUAAAGCCCUUAGCUUGCUUGCUCGAGUUCUUCGGGAUUAACAAUAUCGAGAGGAUCUUGAGUCGGGCAUUCGAUAAGAAAAGAAAAACACGAGUCUUAAAGAACCAUCGACUCUUUUAUCUUCCUUCGAGGGUUCAGGAUAGAAAGGCGAAGUUCGCUGCAGGUCGUUGCGACGCUCGACGCCGUGAAACGAGGGGAUUGAUAUAAUCUCAGGAACCCAAAAAACCGAAAAAAAAAGAAGCAACGCACGGAGGUGGCUUCCGGGCUUCCUUUAUCCGAAUUUUUCGGCGCACUAAGUGGAAUUAUUCGAGGAAUUGGAAGGUCUGACCUUGACUUCUCGUGCUGUGACAGGAAGUCGAACGGGAAAAUUGGACCUGAUCAAGCGAAACUGCAGGUUAAGCAAGAAGGGAGCCUGUUAGCUAAUGAAUUGGUGAAUCUGAAGUUCUCGUCAGUGUAAUCGCGUGUGUAUUUAGUUCCGUGCGCGAGUGCGUGUGAGAGGGAGAGAGAGAUCGAAUCUGAGAAUGUCUGUGUGAGACAGAGAAAGAGCGAGCGAACGAGAUAAAUGAUAGAAACGUCAAGUGGGCUUGCAAGAGAGUGGACAAUAUUAAAUUGUAAAUUAUGCUCGAUGCGAGGACGUAGAACGUGGAGAACGUUCUUCGAGGAUGCUUACAAGGACGACGCAGCUGGGUGAGUUUCUACUAUUUAUUCUUUAUUUUAAUUUAUUCAUUUUAGUGACAGUUUAUCUAUAAUUGAAAAUGAGAUUUAACCAUAUCGUGAUAAAAAUAAAAUCGAAACUGGGCAAACAGUAUUUCCUCACUGCCAACAACUCGCCACUUCUAAAUUGAAUGCAGACCAGAAAGCUGGUGACGGAAAAUUGAAUUACAAAAGUAGUUCUUGAACACAAAUGGAAUUUCCAAUCGGUAAUUUCGAGGGCGUAUUUACGAGGAUUGUUCCUCACUGUUCCCCAGCUCUCUCGAACAAUUAGCCUUGAUUACGUUUCGCUGAAUGCAGAAACAAGGUUAGUCGUUUAUCAAGUGGAUAACAAACACGCGCAAUAACUGACUGAGGGAUUAUUAACUUUCGAAUGAAAUAGAGUGAAUUUUUAAUAAAUACGCUAACCGAACUCGCACGAAAAGCAAAUUAAAUUGCAGUGUUAAUAUUUAUUAUCAAAACGAUACGAAAGAUAUAUUGUUUCAUCAUAUUUCAUUUUAUAGAAAAAAGAAAAAUUCUCUACGAUACCGAGUGUGAUAAUUUAUGGUUGAGAAUUUCUACUCCCUGCUAGUAGUACAAGUAAACGAUAAACGCCAAGCACUGAGACUUUUACAACUUCCUGUACUAUUUCUUCACGUUUCCUUCUUUUACUGUGGUAUGGUUGUAGAAAUAGCUACAACUACAGAGAGAAGUAACUGUUGACAAAGGCAAUGGGGAAAGUCGAGACACAAUUAAAGGAAAAGGUGCGUCGUUGUAAGCAUCCGGGGAAGUCUGAGCGUUAAGGAAGAGCGAAUGGAAGAAGUGGUUGCGCGAGGGGCCAGCCGUAAGUAAAAUCUAACUACUAAUUUAGUUUAGUUCGAGGAGCGCUCGCCAUUGUAAAAGAAAUCGUGCGUUCUGUAUGAAGGGGUUGAUUCUAUUGAAACGUUUAUCGAGCCGCGGCAUGGCUUGAAUUUUGAAAGAAAGAAAAAUAAAUGAUGUAUGUUCGUGAGAGAGAAAGAGUGAAAGACAAAUUUGCAAGUGUUCUGUCGUUAAUAACUCGUCGACGAAUCGACGAGUCCUCGAAUCGUUCGAUCGGUUUCCAUUUCAUUCAAUUCUCGCGAUGAUCCGACUCGAACGAUACGCGGACUUGAAAUAAUUGCGAAUUUUAGGAUUCUCGAUGAAUUAACGCGUACCACAUCGACGUUAUCGGCGUCAUUUCCACACAAAAUUAGGCGGAAACAUGUACACAAAUACGAUAAGGACAUUGCAUACAGACAAACACGUACACUUACACGAUUAUCAAUGUUUGGAAUGUUGGAAUUUGUUUAAAUAAAUA